This is a messenger RNA of Microsporum canis CBS 113480, 609 nucleotides long. RefSeq lists its product as uncharacterized. The record is from RefSeq and is a predicted model, not a curated record. NCBI's taxonomy places the organism in Eukaryota, Fungi, Ascomycota, Eurotiomycetes, Onygenales, Arthrodermataceae. The transcript is spliced from 4 exons. Bases 1 to 609 code for a protein of 202 amino acids.
AUGCUGGGAUCUCGCGAUUUUAAGCAGAUGAGGAAAGCUGGGGUGCUUCUGCUUCUGCUUCUGCGACCAUGCCGAUAUCGCAUGCUUGCUUGCACGAACGGCGGUGAAGCUCUUCGGCCAAAGACCGUCACGGCCAGCACACCACCAGUCCUAACUGACCCGGAGGUGAACAGUCGAGACUUGAAGAGAAUGUCUGGCCAAGCUGGCGGCCAAGACACAUGUUCAUUUGAUAUCACACUUGCCGUCGCUCUACGACAAUAUAAUGGCUGGUUAUUAUGGAUGGUCUUCCUGCUAUGGGAUGGGGUUUCAGCUACGCCAGGCCCGCAGAACGAGUUGUCAGGGCCAAGAGUGAUUCUCCGGAUGGGGGUCGCCCAGCAGACAGCUACGUAUAGUUUCAGUCUCUGUAUUCGCAUCAGAGAACGCUUCGAACUGCCGUCCCGUUCAACUCUAUACAACCACUGCGUCCAGAAUGAAUGGACAUGGCCCAGCCAGAUCGCCCUUCUGGAAGGCGUGAUGCCAGGAGUGCUCUCUCGAUCUUCAGUCAUCCCUGCUCUGAACCGCGGGCUUCCCUCUCGAGAUGCCCCGAGCCUGUUCCCUGCCCUGUCCUAG